UGACACCUGUGUGCAGACCUGUCCACUGUUCCAUCUGUCCAUCCUGUAGACUAGUGAGUUGGUUGACAGCAGGCCGGACACUGACCACACUCACACCGCCGGACCUCCCCCUGAGCCUACCAGCUCUGGAGAGGUGAUCAACAACAUGUCGAACGGCGCUCCGUCCCCAAAGAUGGGGAAGGAGGACAGGAGGGUGUUUGUGAACCUGGAGGGGACACCUGGGCUGGGAUGCAGUAUAUGUGGUGGGCCAGCCUACAAGCCUGGGGUGUUUGUGAAGAACAUAAAGCCGGGCUCCAUAGCAGAGGAGAUCGGUCUCAAGUUAGGAGACCAGUUCCUAGAUGUGAACGGGAUAAAUUUGAUACAUGCAGACUACGGCGAGGCUAUCUCAGCGCUAAAAGGCAGCAAACAGCUAACAAUAACAGUCAGACCGCAAGAGGGAGAAGAGCUGUUCAAAGACGUGACGAUGCCCAAGAAAAGCAUCCACCUGGACAACGAGCCCCAGGACCCGGAGGAGAGGCGGGCGGAGCGGGAGGAGCUGGAGAGACUCAGACAGAUCGCCAUCGACAGGGAGAAGAAACGACAGAAGAAGGAAACGGAGGAAAGGAUUCACCAAUCUGCCCUGGCCAAACUCAAACAAAGGCAGGAAGAGUUGCAAAGACUCAGGGAAGCAGAAGAGAAGAAAAAGCAGGAGGAAGAACAACAGAGCAAGCUGCAGAAAAGAAAAUCUGAAGAGGAUGAUGAGGAGAUCAGUCGUCAGCUGGAGCAGGAGCUGCUCAACCUCAGCCUCACCCAGCAGAAAAUAGAUGACGAGAAGAAGCAAGAAGAGAGCCGUAAGCGUAAGGAGAGCCGGACCCAGGCCCAGCGGAGGGAGAGUGAGAGGAUGGAGAAACAAACGCAGCAGGAGCUGGACCGGCUCUCGGAGCACGACAAGAAGCGCAGGAAGGAGCUCGAACUCCAACAAAAACUGGAGGAGCAGAAGCGAGCGCAGCAGGAGAAGGAGGAGCGCAUGCGGAUCCACCGUCUGCAGCAGGAGGCUAAGGAGUCUGAGCGGGAGAUCCAGCGGGAACAGCAGUGGCUCAGUCAGGAGGCAGAGAAGGACCUGAGAAAACCCAACCUCAUCCCCAGCCCUCCUAAGACUUACAUGAGUCCCAGCGCAGCACAGGGGGUAAGAAGAACGCCCUCCAGAAUCGGCCAGGACAAACUGUCGCCAGAGAAGUUUGAUCCUGCAAGUCUGUUCACCAAACCUCAGAUUGCAGGGAGGGAGAUCAGGAUGAUCAAGAUCAAAAAGGAGAAGGACACAGACCUGGGUGUGACGGUGGAAGGAGGGAUCGACUCUGUGCUGGGGGGAAAGGUCAUCAUUACAGAGGUGUGGGAGGGAGGUCUGGCACACAAACAUGGUGGCCUGUACAAGGGAGACCAGAUCAUGAACUGUAAUGGCCGCACCAUGCUGGAUAUCAAACUUGCCCGAGCUCAGGAGAUCUUAAGGGAGGAGAUGAAGGCUACAGGGGAUUCCGUGACACUUGUGAUCGCUGUUGCCCCACCUAAAGCAUACGAGGACGAAGUGAAGAAACUAACCCACACUCUCGCCACGGGAGACAUUCAAGAGGAACCUAUUUCUGAGCACCCGACGUGGAUUCUGAAAGACGACAUCCAGGUGACAAUCAUCUGAACCACGGUCUGCAUGGAGAGACCCCCGGUUCAUGCACUUCUCAAAACAACUCGCCUGUAACAAAGAUUAUGUCAGCCUUCUCCCUGCUACCUAAUGCUAACAAAUAGAAAUUGUAGCCAUACAGCUACUUCAGUUUGCUUGAGGUUAAAGAAAUGUUUUAAGAUUCCUUGUUGGUAUUUUAAUCUUGAAAUCAAAUAUUGUAGUCAAUAUGUUGUACUUGCCAGAAUUCUGUUGAAAGCCCCAGACUUUAAUUUUAGUUGACACAGAAAGUGAUAAUAUGAUGCAGGGCAUCUGUGAAAGAAAGAUGUACAGAAAGUGAUAACCAUGUAGAUAAUACAAAGUAUUUUAAAAGUGUAUUUUUGGUGGCAACAGUAUCAUUUUAGUUGGCUGUUCAAUCUGUUAGUUGCCACCUACGAAUGGACUGUCAAUAUGGACUAUGAAGGAUCAUCAGGGAUGUCAGGGCAAGAAAAUAGAACUUCCUAACUGCCUUCAGGAAAAUAAAAUUUAAAAUUGAGAGAUGGGGAUAUUUACAGGAAAAGAAUUAGUGGUCUUUCCCUGUCUUUACCCUACAUGCUCCUAUGUUUAUCACAUUAACAACAGGUCCAGCCAUAUGGAUCUCUGCAAAAAUGAAGGUUGAUAUACUAAAACUUUCAAAGGUAACACAGUAAAGCAGUAGGAAUGCAUAGCGCACAGUUACAGCAUUGCUCUGCUCAUAUGUUGACUGGUUCUCGUCAAUGAAUGCUCUAUUGGUCACCCAGAAAAAUUAAAGUAGCUUUUAUGAUACCAAUGAAAAGAAGCUUUGAUUUAUAUAAAACAAAUCAUCUGGAAACAUUGCAUAACAGUCAUGAAUUUUUUACACCAUUUUAUGAUAUAUAGAUGAUGAUACUUUGUGAAAACAUACAUGUUCUGGCUUUAUUUGCUAGGUAACAUAUGAUGUUCAUUCAUAGUACAUUUUAAAUUGUGAUGAAUCAUGUAAUACCAUUAGGUGUAGUGCCAGUCUUGUCUACAAUGCACAGUCUUCCAAGUAAGUUAAGUAUCUCUUAGUCUAUAAUAUGAUGAUGUAAUAUAUACUAUGCUUGUGCACUUGCCAAUAGAAGGGAUAGCUUUAUGAUAUUCUAACAUGUAUCGUAACUAUUUCAAAAUCACUGUUAUGCCAAAAUCACUACACUUUGAGCCAACAAAGAAGUCACAUGGUCUUUAGCCAAUCAGUGCAGCACCAGCCAAAUUGUCAUAGCAACAGACAGACAUGAAAGAAGACAUAGGUCAUAUUUUGACUGUGAAAACAUUUCUGAUGCCAGUUCCACAAUGCAUUGUAUAAACCUGGAUUAAAAAGUUUUGUCCUUCAUAGUAGUUAUUCUCGAUACACUUAUGUAUAACUAUAAGUAUCUUAAAAUUUUGGAAAUGUGAAGUGAAUGUAAUAUGCCUGAUAUGAAGAAAGUUAUUUAUUAGGGUAAAAUAGGACAUCAUUGCAAAUGAGUCACUAGUCAGGUUAACCUUCAGUCAGUUGGUUUGAAUGCCCCUAAUAAAUUGUCAAUAAAUGA
Molecule: messenger RNA, 3210 nt
Organism: Branchiostoma floridae (Florida lancelet)
Lineage: Eukaryota; Metazoa; Chordata; Leptocardii; Amphioxiformes; Branchiostomatidae
Product: harmonin-like
Exons: 19
Coding region: 146-1669 (507 amino acids)
Cellular component (GO): cilium; stereocilia ankle link complex; plasma membrane
Molecular function (GO): protein binding
Source: RefSeq, a predicted model, not a curated record